Dujonia railenensis is the source of this 564-nucleotide messenger RNA. The record is from the annotation of a GenBank genome assembly. NCBI's taxonomy places the organism in Eukaryota, Fungi, Ascomycota, Pichiomycetes, Serinales, Debaryomycetaceae.
AUGCCCUCUGAACUCUUACCCGAAUCAGUUACAAACCUCUUAAAAUCAACAAGAUUUUUGCACUUGGCCACAUGCCAUGAAAACAUCCCUCAUGUCUCCCUUAUGAAUUACACUUACUUCCGAGACCCCGAAAGUGAUUACAUUAUUAUCACAACCCCAAGAAACACAACCAAGUUUGAAAAUAUCAUUGCAAACCCAAAUGUGUCGUUAUUGGUACACGACUGGAUAUCGGCGAAGGCAACUACAUCCCAGCCAGAAGAGAUCAGAGAGGAUACCGCUAGUACUUCUAGUGGUAGGAGAAAUUCGUUGUAUGAAUUGCUUACUAACUUGAACAAGACAGAAAUUAGCAGUGUGUCAGUAAUGAUAAGCGGGAAGGCCCAAAUUUUAGAUCAAAGCUCGGAGAAAUUUGACUUCUAUAAAUCUUUACAUUCAAACAAUUCUCUGAUUGACCAAAACCAAGCUAAAAACUACAUCGAAUGCGCUGACAAUGCUUUAAUCGUCAUCAAGAUCGAAGGUUGUAAGGUAACUGAUACUGAUAACAAUAUCCAAGAGUAUCAAAAGUGA